This is a messenger RNA of Bactrocera neohumeralis, 557 nucleotides long. RefSeq lists its product as uncharacterized. Gene Ontology annotation, molecular function: enzyme regulator activity. Gene Ontology annotation, cellular component: endoplasmic reticulum membrane; dolichol-phosphate-mannose synthase complex. The record is from RefSeq and is a predicted model, not a curated record. Gene Ontology annotation, biological process: GPI anchor biosynthetic process. The coding region runs from base 295 to 546 and encodes 83 amino acids. The transcript is spliced from 2 exons. Lineage: Eukaryota; Metazoa; Arthropoda; Insecta; Diptera; Tephritidae.
GAGAGGGUAAUAUUUAUUAAAAAUUAUGGUUUGUGGAAAUGAACUUUGAUGUUUGAUAUUGUUUUAUGUAAACUAGAAAUCGACGAUUCGCUGUUUUAAUCCAUUUUAUAAACAUAUCGCAAAUAGAAGGGCUAUAAAAACAUUUGACAGUGUUGUUUAUGUUAGAAAACCUUUGCAAAGUGUGCUUCCUACAAGUGUUUACACAUGUACACCCUCCUCCAUCCACCCACAAAGUAUUAGCCGAAUAUACAACACGCACAUUUCAUUUGUGACGCAGCAGCAAUACCAUUGUUAAUGGCUUCGAAUUCGCAAGUUGGAAAAAUUGUGGUCGUCGUUGCACUCACAUUAUUUUUCUACUAUUUCUUUUGGGUAUCCAUAUUGCCGUUUAUGUUAAUUGAUGAAGGUAACUUCAUACAUUCGUUAUUUCCGCCGCUUGAAUAUGCAUUCAUAUUUCCCGCAAUAUUUGGAGUGAUAUUUCUUGGUGGCAUAUCAAUAUACACGCUGUACCAUAUUUGGGAUCAUAUUUGGAAGAAAAAAACUAUCUAAAAUUGUACGUC